AACUAAACAGUGUCCUUAUUGCUGCAAUCAGUGAUUGGUCUCCCGAACACAAAUAAUCAACUUUUUGUGUUUUCGUGCUUUCAGUUAUUGUCGAAGGGGGAAGACCGUAAAGUUUUGGUUGCUAUUGAAGAUAUCAUAGACGAAUUAGAAGAAGUUGGAAAAAUGUGUGCAGAACGGGAAGGUGCUACCGAAGCUGACAUGGUAGAUUUAGAAGAAGAAAAUUUCCCUCCAAGUCGGCACGCUGCUAAGUGUGUAAUUGCUUGCUUCUACGAACACUACAAAAUUAUGAGGGUGGAUGGCACAUUUAACAAACAAGUUAUCAAUGGAGUAUUUAGUGAGCUGAAAGCCGAAAAUGAAGAGCUAUACAGACAAGUUAUGAAGAUUAUAAAUGUCUGCUACGACAAACCAAAUAUUGUUUCCAAUGAUCGAUGUGAAACUGCUUCGGCAGUGGCCACGUGUAUAAAAAGAGGUGCAGAUGCCGUGGGGUUAAAUCUGGAGUCGUUCAUGACGGACUAAAAGGUGUUUCUAUUGAUUGACUUUUCGAUUUUACGAUUUCUUUUUUUAUACUUGUACUUAUUUUUUUCAAAUAAAUGUAAUAUUGUGUAGUAGAAGUAGAUUUGACGAGCAUUG
This is a messenger RNA of Zophobas morio, 630 nucleotides long. RefSeq names its product general odorant-binding protein 19d-like. The transcript is spliced from 6 exons. Gene Ontology annotation, molecular function: odorant binding. The coding region runs from base 163 to 516 and encodes 117 amino acids. The record is from RefSeq and is a predicted model, not a curated record. Lineage: Eukaryota; Metazoa; Arthropoda; Insecta; Coleoptera; Tenebrionidae.